Molecule: messenger RNA, 1666 nt
Organism: Dipodomys spectabilis (banner-tailed kangaroo rat)
Lineage: Eukaryota; Metazoa; Chordata; Mammalia; Rodentia; Heteromyidae
Product: sialic acid-binding Ig-like lectin 16
Exons: 10
Coding region: 33-1445 (470 amino acids)
Biological process (GO): cell adhesion
Cellular component (GO): plasma membrane
Molecular function (GO): sialic acid binding
Source: RefSeq, a predicted model, not a curated record
UCCCUGCUCUUAUCGACUCAGAGCAGCUCAGGAUGCAGCGUCUGAGCACACAGCUGUGCCUCUCCUUGCUGCUGCUGUCCUUGGGCGGGUCCCAGGUUCAGGAACGGGGCUACAAGGUGCAGGUGCAGAGCCAGGUGAAAGUGCAGGAAGGGCUCUGGGUCCUCGUGCCCUGUUCCUUCUCCUACCCCAGCCAGGAGGCAGGUCCAGAUUUCUCUCCAGCUCAUGGCUACUGGUUCACACAAGGAACCAACACAGCCACUGGGGAACCCGUGGCUACCACCAACCCAGCUCGACCAAUGCAAGGAUGGACUCAGGGUCGAUUCCAGCUGGGAGACCCCCACAAGAAUGACUGUACCCUGUUCAUCAGAGAUGCCCGGAAAGAGGAUGAGAAAAAUUACUUCUUCCGGGUAGAGAAGGGAGAGAAGCUGAAAUAUAAUUUCCAAAUGGACCAGUUCUGGCUGGAAGUGACAGCAAUCAGCCUCACACCACGCCCGAGGGAACACGGCACCCAGCUAACCUGCCGAGUGGACUUCACAGCUGGCAACACUGUGGAGAACACUGUCCGGCUGAGUGUGGCCUGCGCCCCCAGAGACCUGGUGAUCACCAUUUUCCGUGACAAUGCUCAAGGUGCGAGGUCCAGUGGCAGGGCUGGCUUGGCCCUGGAGAAGUGGAAAGCCCAGGAGUCCCAAGGAAACACGAUGUGCAUGGACAUCGGCAAAGGCCAGUUUCUGCGUCUCCUCUGCACUUCAGAUGGCCGGCCUCCCCUCAUGGUGACCUGGGUCCUGGGGAACCAAGUCCUCUUGAGGUCAAAUGCCACGCACCCUGGAACCCUGGGGCUAGACCUGCCUGGGGUGAAGGUCAGGGAUGCGGGGCUCUACACCUGCCACGCGGAGAACAGGCUAGACUCCCAGCACCCCGCCCUGGACCUCUCUGUGCAGUGUGAGUGGACCCCAGGGGGACAGGAGAGGGAGCCUCCGGAGGUGCUGACAGUGACCGCUUCUCAAGGAAACAGCACAGAGCUGGAAAUCUGCAGGAACGGCUCAUCCCUCCGUGUCCUGCAGGGACAAAGCCUGCGCCUGGUCUGUGUCACCCACUGCCACCCGCCGGCCAUGCUGAGCUGGGCCUGGGGUUCCCAGACACUGAGCCCCCCUUGGCCCAGGGAGCCUGGGGUGCUGGAGCUGCCCGUGGUCAAGGCAGAACAUGAAGGAGAAUUCACCUGCCGGGCCCAGAUCCCACUGGGCACCCUGCACAUCUCCCUGAGUCUCUCUGUGCACUGUGAGAGCUGCUUCUCCACAGCGCUUUUCAUGGCUGCCGGCCUGAGCAUCAGUGCCAAGGCUGUCCUUUCCCUCUGCCUCAUUGUUGUGGUCAUCAUGAAGAAGUUAAGGAAAUCGACCUCUGACAGAGACAUCCAGCAAGCAAGUUUCCCCGUGCAGCACUGUUCUUGAUCACAGCAUGGUCAACCCUAAGGCUGGGCCCCGAAUCUGAAGGCCAAGCCAAGCAGCCCUCCCAGGACUGCUUCUCCAGGCACUGGCUCCCCAGAACCAAGGAAGAACCAUAAGGCCAUCCUCAGCUGCCCCAAGCCCACAUCACCCCCACAAGGCCCAGACCCCGAGAUUUGUGCGGAAGAACUCCAUUAUGCUGCUCUCAACUUCCCCCGGCCUCUGGA